GUCAGCGUGGUUUGGCUUCCCCAGACAGAUCCUCUGCCUGCACACGCUGCUCAGCUGAAUGCAGUCUGUGCAAAUACCAGUACUGAAGCACAAGGUUUCCACGCCUGCAGAGGGAGAAUGACUGAACCAUUUCUCAGAGCACAAAGCAGCACCAGAACCCCCAGCACACCAGAGGAGAAGGAUCCCAACAGGUUCUGACCCCCAGCUCCCAGAAGAGGAUGUGCAGAUAUCGCUGCUGGAGUCCAAUACUUCCACACCCGCUAUGGGAGAAGGAGACCAACAGGAAACAUUUUCAGAGCACAAAGCAGUAACAGAGCCCCUUGGGCAGAGUGGAGAAGGAGACCAAUGGGGUUCCUGGUGCCAUGUGACAGGAAGGAGGAGAUCCCGUGUGCAGCUCAUUGCUGCGUGUGCAGCACUGGGAGCCCUCAUCCUCGUGCUGCUGGUGAUAUCGACCGCAUGUCGGCAGGUCCCUGUGCCACCUUUCCCAGACUUUGCCCAUGUGUGCCCCAACGCCUGGGUCGGAUUCCAGGGGAAAUGCUAUUAUUUUUCCAAGGAGGAGAAUGAUUGGAACAGCAGCAGGGAGCACUGCAAUGCCCACGGAGCUUCCCUGGCCACCAUAGGCAGUGCGGAGGAGAUGGAUUUCAUGAUGCGCUUCCAGGGCCCGGCAAACUGUUGGAUCGGGCUGCACAGGGAAGAAGAGGAUGCCCAGUGGACGUGGAGCGAUGGCACAGCCUUCACCAACUGGUUUGAGCUGCGAGGUGGAGGCCGAUGUGCGUACCUGAACAGGGACAGGAUCAGCUCAUCCCUGUGCCACCUACACAAGCACUGGGUCUGCAGCAGAGCUGACCACUAUGUCCUCUGGAAGCAAAAUGCACACCCACAAUGAGAGACCCCACCACCGUGUCAGGACCCGGUCAGCCGUGUGACAGAGAUCUCGGCCUGAAUCGAAAUUGUAGACCUGGAGCGUGUUUCUCACAAAGCUGCAAACAUCAGCCCGAGCUCCAAGGUGGGCGAGGAGGGCCCAGGGAGCAAAGGGCUUCACCGUGGUGCUGGGCAUAAAGACCUAACGCUGCUUUCUGUGUGUGCUGCUGCUUGCGGGACAGCCGGCAUUGAAACCGUGAAUAAAUGUAGCAUGUAGCAUGACCACAGAAAUGCUCUGUAGGUGUGGUUUGGCUUCCCCAGACAGAUCCUCUGCCUGCACACGCUGCUCAGCUGAAUGGUACCAACACCGCCUUUGGCUUCUCACGUCUUCACAUUUCACACUGCACUGAGCUCCUUCCUGCUUCUCUUGCUCCUCUCUCUUUCCUUCCUUCCACUUUCCUCUCCCCGUUCUCUCUCCUUUUUCUCCCACCUUUCUAAUCCUCCCGAGCCCCUCCUUCAGUCCUUUCUUCUAUCCCCCCCAUCCUAACUGUCCACCCCACAGCAGUCUGUGCAAACACCAAUACUGAAGCACAAGGUUUCCACGCCUGCAGAGGGAGAACGACUGAACCAUUUCUCAGAGCACAAAGCAGCACCAGAACCCCCAGCACACCAGAGGAGAAGGAUCCCAACAAGUUCUGAUCCCCAGCUCCCAGAAGAGGAUGUGCACAUAUUGGUGCUGGAGUCCAAUACUUCCACACCCGCUAUGGGAGAAGGAGACCAACAGGAAACAUUUUAGAGCACAAAGCAGCAACAGAGCCCCUUGGGCAGAGUGGGGAAAACCCCAAUGGGGUAAUGGUGGGGACUGAGCAGGAAGGAGGGCAUGGGGGGGAACAGGAGUAGAAGGGCGUGUCCCCACCCACUCUCUGCCCCCCAAGCUCCUGGUGCCAUGGGGUGGGAAGGAGGAGAUCCCGUGUGCAGCUCAUUGCUGCGUGUGCAGCACUGGGAGCCCUCAUCCUCGUGCUGGUGGUGAUAUCGACCGGUGAGUGCCACCAAGCAUCCCCAUGGUGAGGAUGCCUCAGGUUUGGGUACAGAGCAGGGAUUUGGGGUUUCCAGCACAUGGAUACGCUCCGCAAGCACAGCCCUGCUCCCAUGUGCUCUGGGGCAGCCACGUGGUGCCCUACACCACACUCUGCUCAACCUUCCCAACCUCUGCAACCGCACCCGGGGCUGCAGCACGUCACAGUGCAGCCCAUAUCCCACCUCUGUUGGAGGGAGGUGAGAGAAAUGCAGAUUUCCCACCCUUUGCCCCACAUUUGUCCAAUUCCUCUUUUCAGUGUGUUGGCGGGCCCCAUCCCACCUUUCCCAGCCUUUGCCCACGUGUGCCCCAACGCCUGGGUCGGAUUCCAGGGGAAAUGCUAUUAUUUAUCGAAGGAGGAGAAUGAUUGGAACAGCAGCAGGGAGCACUGCAAUGCCCACGGAGCUUCCCUGGCCACCAUAGGCAGUGCGGAGGAGAUGGAUUUCAUGAUGCGCUUCCAGGGCCUGGCAAACUGCAGGAUUGGGCUUCACAGGGAAGAAGAGGACGCCCAGUGGAUGUGGAGCGAUGUCACAGCCUUCACCAACUGGUUUGAGCUGCGAGGUGGAGGCCGAUGUGCGUACCUGAACGGGGACAGGAUCAGCUCAUCCCUGUGCCACCUACACAAGCACUGGGUCUGCAGCAGAGCUGACCACUACGUCCUCUGGAAGCAAAAGGUGCACCCACAAUGAGAGAUCCCAUCACCACCAACCUUGUGCCAGUGCUGCUGUUGUAUUACAGUGUAUUAUCUUGCAGCCCGAUGUCCUUUCUAGUCAAUUACUUUGUUUCUGUUCA
This is a messenger RNA of Gallus gallus (chicken), 2728 nucleotides long. It is a transcript of the gene KLRN7B, whose product is annotated as C-type lectin domain family 2 member B-like. NCBI's taxonomy places the organism in Eukaryota, Metazoa, Chordata, Aves, Galliformes, Phasianidae. The record is from RefSeq and is a predicted model, not a curated record. The transcript is spliced from 11 exons. The coding region runs from base 263 to 886 and encodes 207 amino acids.